AUGCCGAAUCGACACAAACGCUUUAAUCCGCGAGUUUGGCCUACAACAGCAUCUAACCACUCAAAUGCCGGAAAGAUUCUUACGAUCACCGCUUUCCAAGUGCAUUCUAUGCACACCAGACCAUUCAUACCCGUUACACGUCCAUUCACGCCUGGACGGCUACCUACACGACAUCGAUGGCAUGCACCCUGUUCAGACUGUCAUACUAAAUUGUUCAAAUCCCCAUUGCGAAACAAUGUACAGGCCAAGCUUCUACACGCGAGACAGCGACCAACAUUAUUACACGCACACGAUGGAACGCAACAAAGAUUACCUUCAUGUCCAUUGUCAUUAUUACAUGACCACCCGUCUGGUCUACAUGUUCCGAGUUUUGCAGAUGUUAGGCCAUGUCAGCCAUUUCAACCUUGUGAAUUGGUUCAACACCAUUUUCGUAGACGACUCGCCUCCCCCGUCUUUCACACCCAGCCAGUUGUUCAGUCCUUCGAUGUCGGAAGAAGAGUGUCGUCACGGGCUUGUGCUGCAUUCCUUAAUAAAGCACGCCGACCGUAG
This is a messenger RNA of Melampsora larici-populina 98AG31, 549 nucleotides long. RefSeq lists its product as uncharacterized. The coding region runs from base 1 to 549 and encodes 182 amino acids. NCBI's taxonomy places the organism in Eukaryota, Fungi, Basidiomycota, Pucciniomycetes, Pucciniales, Melampsoraceae. The record is from RefSeq and is a predicted model, not a curated record. The transcript is spliced from 3 exons.